Molecule: messenger RNA, 567 nt
Organism: Yamadazyma jaroonii
Lineage: Eukaryota; Fungi; Ascomycota; Pichiomycetes; Serinales; Debaryomycetaceae
Source: the annotation of a GenBank genome assembly
AUGAAUGCUAUAAAUUAUGCUGUAAGUAAUGCUGCUGAUGUUGGAUCAGUCAUUGGUGGUGGAUUAGCUGAUGCUACUGCUGCUGUUGGUGGUGCUUUAGCUACUGCUGGUAGUGCUGUUGAUGGGGCUGCACAAACUGCUAUUGCAGGUGCGGAAUCUGUUGGGGGAGUUGCUGGAAGUGCUGUUGAAGGAGCUGCUUCAACUGCUGAAGCUGGUGCUAAAUCUGUUGGUGGUGAUAUUACUAGUGGUGGUGCUGCUGCCACUGCUGCUGCCACUUCUUUAGUUGGUGGUAGUGAUGCUGCUAGUAUUACUUCUCAAAGUUUAAUCUCAGAUGUUGCUAGUGAUUCUAGUCCAUCCAGUGUCAUUGACAUUUCUGCUGAUGUUUCAAAGGCUUCAGCUUCAACUAAAUCCCGUUCAUCUUCAUCAUCUUCAUCCACAUCUUCAUCAAGUGCUGAUGCUUCAGAAUCCAGUGAUUCCGGUGCUAUGGGUACUUACCAAACCAAUUGGAAAUCUACUGCUGCUAUUGUUGGUAUCGUUGGAUUCUCUUUUAUGUCCAGCUUAUUUUAA